UACAUGUAAUGAUAAACUCACAAACACCCCUAUUCUCCUUAACCUCUCCUCCUCCUUUAUCUUGUUAUUCACCAUACCUCCUAAGGGCAUUAUUGUCCUAUCACUUUCCCUUGUGCCCUAAUUUCGACUUCGCCAAAAGGAUUCAAGCAGAGCAGAAACUGUAAACAAAAAAUAACUCGAAAGCAAGCAAGUAAGCCGAGGUUUCUUAUUUUCUUUCUUAUAUUUCUCUGUUUUAGGGUUUAGGGUGUCAUCAUUGGAAUUCGGAGCGCUUGGCAAUGGGAGUGCCAGCGUUUUACAAAUGGUUAGCGGAGAAGUAUCCGCUUAUCUUGGUUGACGUUAUCGAGGAAGUACCGGAGAUGGUCGACGGCGUCACUAUUGCGGUGGAUACGAGUAAACCUAACCCUAAUAGAAUCGAGUUUGAUAAUCUUUAUCUCGACAUGAACGGGAUCAUUCAUCCUUGUUUCCACCCCGAGGACAGAUCUUCGCCAAGAACUUUUGAUGAAGUAUUUCGGAGAAUUUUUGAGUAUAUUGACAGGUUGUUUAUUAUGGUCCGUCCUCGAAAGCUUUUGUUUAUGGCUAUUGAUGGCGUUGCCCCUCGGGCUAAAAUGAAUCAACAGCGAUCUAGGCGUUUUAGAGCAGCAAAAGAUGCUGCAGAGGCGGCAGCUGAAGAAGCACGACUUCGAGAGGAAUUUGAGAGGGAGGGCAAAAGGCUUCCUCCUAAAGAUGAAACGCAGCUUUCUGAUUCAAAUGUUAUUACACCUGGCACUUCAUUUAUGGCUGUUCUGUCAAUUGCUUUGCAGUACUAUAUCCACCUUAGAUUAAAUUAUGACCCUGGAUGGAAAAAUAUAAAGGUAAUUCUAUCUGAUGCAAAUGUUCCCGGUGAAGGGGAACAUAAAAUUAUGUCGUAUAUACGGCUCCAAAAGAACCUUCCUGGUUUUGAUCCAAAUACACGCCAUUGCCUGUAUGGUUUGGAUGCUGAUUUAAUUAUGUUAGCCUUGGCCACUCAUGAAGUUCACUUUUCAAUCCUCCGGGAGAUUAUCUUCACCCCUGGAGAAGAUAAAUGUUUCCUGUGUGGUCAGAUGGGCCAUAUAGCUGCAAAAUGUGAUGGAACGGCAAAGCGGAAGUCUGGAGAAUUUGAUGAGAAAGGUGAUCGAAAAAAUGUUGCCAGAAAGCCAUACCAGUUUCUGAACAUAUGGACACUCAGGGAAUAUCUAGAACAUGAGAUGAGAAUCAGCAAUUCUCCUUUUGAAAUUGAUUUAGAACGUAUUGUGGAUGAUUUUAUAUUCAUGUGCUUCUUUGUUGGCAAUGAUUUCUUACCUCAUAUGCCUACACUGGAGAUUCGUGAGGGAGCGAUUGACUUGUUAAUGACCAUAUACAAGAAGGAAUUUAGAGGAAUGGGUGGUUAUUUGACAGAUGGAAGCAAGCCAAAAUUGAGCCGGGUAGAGCAUUUUAUACAGGCUGUGGGAUCCUAUGAAGAACAAAUAUUCCGGAAAAGAGCACUACUGCAUCAGCGUCAAGCAGAAAGAAUCAAGCGUGGAAAAGCACAAGCUGGAGGAGGAGAUGAUGCUGAGCCUCAAGUUCAACCUGAUUCUAUUGUUCCAGUUACUAGAUUUAAUGGUUCCCGUCUUGCCUCUGGCUCUUCACCUGCACCAUUUCAGCAAACAAUGGAGUCAAAUGGUGAUGAAUCCUCCGGUCGACCGCACAAAGUGCGGCGUUUAAAUUCAGGGGUCACUAUCGAUGCUGCUAUUGUCGAAGCAGAGGAUGGUAUUGAAUCAGAUAUGCUCGAGAACAAAGAAGAAUUGGAAGCAAAACUUAAGGAGUUGAUCCACAACAAAAGUGAUGUUUUUAACUCCAAAGAUAGCAAGGAAGACAAGAUUAAACUGGGAGAGCCAGGGUGGAAGGAAAGAUAUUAUCAAGAAAAGUUUUUGGCUGAAACUCCUGAAGAAAUGGAAACAACACGAAAAGAUGUUGUUUUGAAGUUCACAGAAGGUCUAUGCUGGGUCAUGCAUUAUUACUAUGAAGGGGUUUGUUCUUGGAGAUGGUUUUAUCCUUAUCAUUAUGCACCCUUUGCUUCUGAUUUAAAGGACCUUGGUGAGCUAAAUAUUCAGUUUGAGCUGGGUUCCCCUUUCAAACCAUUUAAUCAGUUAUUGGGGGUUUUUCCUGCUGCGAGUUCCCAUGCACUUCCCGAACAGUAUAGGAAAUUGAUGACUGAUCCAAAUUCACCCAUUAUUGACUUUUAUCCAACUGAUUUUGAAGUUGACAUGGAUGGAAAGCGGUUUUCUUGGCAGGGUAUUGCAAAAUUGCCUUUUAUUGAUGAACAGCGCCUUCUCACAGAGGUUGCGAAAAUAGAACACACUUUGACGGAGGAAGAAGCUCGACGAAACAGUACAAUGUGUGACAUGCUUUUUGUGGCGGCAUCACAUCGUCUCUCAGAACAAAUCUUUUCUCUUGACAAUCGUUGUAAACGAUUGACAGAAAGGCAACAGGUUGAAGUUGAGGAAGUCAAACCAGAUUUGAGUGAUGGGAUGAAUGGUUACAUAUUCCCUUGUGCUGGAGACACUCAUCCUCCUAUAUUCAGGUCUCCCAUCAAGGACAUGGAAGAUAUAUUGGCCAAUGAAGUCAUAUGUUGCAUAUAUAGAACCCCGAAAGCUCAUAAACAUAUCCCUCGUCCUUCAGCUGGGGUUAUAUUCCCUCCUAAGAUGAUCCAACUCAGUGAUUUAAAACCCAAACCUCUGUUAUGGCACGAAGAUUCUGGGAGGAGACCUUUUCAGAAUGGAAGGUUUGCUGCAGCUCGGCAUCUGGUGGAAGGGUCAAUGCUCAAAAGUCCGGUGGAAAGGUAUAACCCUCCUGGAUCCAUUUCUGGCCGUAAGCUUGGGGAGGCAUCUCACAGACUUAUUGCUAAUAGCUUGAAGAAGUUGAAAGUGGAUCGCACUGGGUUUAGUAAUAAUGUGCAGGCUCCACCACCAUCAAUUGCCACUGCUCCCCAUAUUCCUCCAUUCAAUUCCCAUGUAAAUAAUGGGUCUCUGAACCAGGGACAGGCUGUGGUGGCUCCUUCUGAACAAGAUUAUUCUCGUGCAGGAUCUCAGAAACAGCCUAGAAGGGCUCCUCCAGAACAUGAUUCUCGUGCAGGUUACCCUUUAUCUCAGAAUCUUCCAUUCGAUUUUCCCAAUGCCCAGAGUUACUAUCCCUAUCCUAUAUGUGUUCCUGGAAGUUAUUUGCAUUACCCUCCAAAUCAUCAGAAUGGUGGAGUGAGGCUCAUAACCAGUCCUAUGGAACAAAUUUCAGCCGUGCCUGAACCUCAACCUCAUCUAAGUGGUAAAAAGCGGAGGUAUAAUACAAGGUACCAGGCAAAUUUAAGGUACCAGGCAAAUUUAAGUGGCAGUUAUCCGCAGUGUGGUGGCAUAAUGGCUCCACAAGGCAACCUAAAUGGUUCCGCAGUUAUCCCUCUUCUUCAUCAGCCUUAUCCUCAACCUCAUCCUCAUCUUCUUCAUGAGCAAAGAGAGACGCAGCCACACGGGGCUAACCAACAUCAAAGGGGUAAUCAACAACAGGGAGGGAACCCGUUUUCUGUAUUAGAUAGAUAGGGAGUAACCCAGCAACACCAGCUUGAGUUGAGUGGAACCACCGGAAGAGCACUUAUUUGAUACUGAUUUUGAAUUUGUUGUACAAUGAUUGGUGGUUGCAGCGGCCUUAGGGUUUUUUUAUCUAGGAGGAAGGCCUAAAGGUGAUUUCUAUUCCUUUAUGCUUUCAAGCAAUUUUCAGAUUAGAUUUAUUUUUAUUUUUUUGCCUGGGAUUUUCUCGAAAAGUAAUUGUGAAAAGCAAAUGAAAUCUGAAGACGUCUAUCCAUAACCGUACACAACAGUACAAGGGUUUUUUUGUUUGUUUUCCGGGGAUGGUAGAAGAUAAAGGAAUUGCUCCUAUUUAUGCCAACUUUUUUUUCUUUUUUUUUAUCCCAAGAGAUGUUUAUUUUGGUUGGGAGAUAAAAUUUUUUGAUUUUGGUAAUUGUGAUGUUGGGCUGCUGGGUUUAUUGGAACUUGUCCCAAUGUUACAGAGAUGUUCAAGUCUUUGAAAAUGAUAAAAUAAAAAUAACUCAGCUAUUAUGAGGGUUUUCAUUAA
This is a messenger RNA of Gossypium raimondii (Peruvian cotton), 4116 nucleotides long. Its product is annotated as 5'-3' exoribonuclease 3. Gene Ontology annotation, biological process: nuclear-transcribed mRNA catabolic process. The transcript has 23 exons. Bases 276 to 3584 code for a protein of 1102 amino acids. Lineage: Eukaryota; Viridiplantae; Streptophyta; Magnoliopsida; Malvales; Malvaceae. Gene Ontology annotation, cellular component: nucleus. The record is from RefSeq and is a predicted model, not a curated record. Gene Ontology annotation, molecular function: zinc ion binding; RNA binding; 5'-3' RNA exonuclease activity.